CAGAGACCCUUGAGCACUCAGCUUUGUGACUGUUGCUCAGAUUGGACGCACCGGGAAUGGGAUCUCUUGUGAGAGUGAAGAAAAACUUCCAAUUUUUCCGCGUUUACGCUCUGCAGAGACUACUCUUCAUCCUGCGGGAAUAGCUGCUCAAGUAGAGAACAGGGAAGACGACAAAUGAAAAAUAGGUAAAUCAGUUGGGAAGAGGAGUUAGAAAAGAAACACGAAUGGGAUGAAAUAUUGUAACUUACCUUAUUUAUGCACUAACGUAACACGCUCCUAUAUAUGCGCUUGACAUUGUAAAAUGAGGCUUUAAAUAUUACAGUAGGCUAGGCUAAUUUGGGAAAAGGGGAGAGAAUAUUGACAUUCAAAUUAGACAACGCUUGCGUAAAAGCGCACGAGGACCAGGGUAAUCCACUAAAAUUAAAAACGAUCAAUUGGAAUUUGACCAGGAAAGACAAUACAAUUCUGCUAAGUAUUGUGCGUAGUGUAUGGAGAGAGGCGCAGCAAAAUUGCCAACCUGUAGAUUAUUACUGGUCUCACAGAUAAAACCAUGGCAAAGUGGUUUAAAGAUUUCCCGACUAGUCUGAAAAGUGGGACCGAUCGCAUCCGUUCGGCCUCGGAAUCAGGUGCCCAUGGUCGGCCAAAAGCUAUAGUGGCAGCAGGUACUGGGGCAAAGGGCAGUGUGCGUAAAAAUUCAGAAAAUGGUAACAGUGGAGGUGGUGUGGGUUCAUUGCUUUCCGGGAGAAAUCGGAAAAAUUCGGCAAUUGAAUUGGGACGGAAUCAACCAAGUACUGGGGCAAGUCCUCUGAAAGAUGGAAAGAUAUGGGAAAUCUUUAUUCCGGGGAAAGGCAAGAAGAGUCCUAAGUUUGACGGAGGAUUCGAAGAUCACCGAACCCUCAGGACCUCAAGUCUGGCAGAUGCUUACAUCAACAGAAUGAUCAAGGUGGACAAACAAGACAAAGGCCAAAAGCACAAUUUCGGGACUGGAGAUGCAACAGCUGCAGACAACGAGAAAGGAAAGGCAACUUUGAAGACGGAAACGUUGAUAAUCCUGGAGGAUUACGCUGACCCAUUUGAUGCUGAGAGAACGAAGGAGCAGAGAGAUGCUGAGAGAGAAGGAGAGAAUGAUGGCUACAUGGAGCCCUACGACGCCCAGCUCAUUAUUACAGAAAUCCGCCGGCGAGGCUCGCGGGAUCUGCUGAAGGUGUGUGUGGUGCUGAAGGGCGAGGAGGAGGGCGGCACGACCCAGAUCUACGAUGUGCCCUACGAGGAGGUGCUGGAGGGCAUCCCCCUGACCCGGCCCGAGUGCGACCCCCGGCCCCAAGCCGAGUACGAACUCCCCUGGGAGUGGAGGAAAGAGCAGAUCGUCAGAGCCCUGUCAGCCCAGCUUGAUGGAGUGGAGAGCGUGACCAGCAGUAAAGAGGACACAGUGCUCUCCCCUCGGCAGCAGAGACAGAAGAGCUGGACCCCCAAAACGCUGCGUCCUUCUCCCCCGUCCCCCACACUCACCCCCACCCCUGCUGCCCCAACCGACAGUGACACAAAACCUGUGGACCCCACUGUACCACUGGAGAAGCAAAGCUGGUACCACGGCUCAGUGAGUCGGCAGGAGGCGGAGGCCCAGCUGCAGAACUGCAAGGAGGCCAGCUUCCUGGUGCGCGACAGCGAAUCAUCAACCAGCAAAUACUCCAUCGCCUUAAAAACCAGUCAGGGCUGUGUCCACAUCAUCGUGGCGCAGACCAAGGAGAGCGGCUACACUCUGGACCAGAGUAGUUGUGUGUUCCCCAGCAUCCCGGAGGUGGUGCACCACUACUGCACCCAGCGCCUGCCCUUCACCGGAGCCGAGCACAUGACCCUCCAGCACCCUGUGCCUCGCACACAUUAGUGACCCCCUCAUCACGUGAUGACUCUCCAGCACCCUGUGCCUCGCACACAUUAGUGACCCCCUCAUCACAUGAUGACUCUCCAGCACCCUGUGCCUCGCACACAUUAGUGACCCCCUCAUCACGUGAUGACCUGACCUGUCGGGCACGUCCAGCGAAAGUUAAACUUUGAUAGAGAAGACACAAAGAAGAGCCCAUUCCCUGCACACACACUGGCCCUAAAACAAACAUACUUCCUCUACAUGUACACCUACACACAGACACACACAAUCAAACACGAACCACACCACACACACACACACACACACACACUCACACACACACACACACACACACACACACACACACACACACACACACACACACACACACACACACACACACACACACACACAUACACACACUCAAACACACACACAGACAUUGGCCUUAUUAUUAUGUUAUUAUUGAUUACCCAAAUGUAAAUCCAUCUUCAAACUGGCCUCAGCCAGCUAUGCCAUCCCCACUGAAAUAGAGAGCAAGAACUGCUCCAGUCAUCGUCCAGAACCCUCACCCACCCCUGCCUCACACCGAAGAGCCUACAUGAAUGACCUCAAUGACAUGACGAUAUCUCAUGUCAUUUACACAGUUACACAUUUACAGUGAGCCUAGAGCAUAAUCCAUGCACACUCAAACCAUAAUGUGGCCUGAUAUCAGUAAGCACUGGAAACCCACUUUUACCCACUCGAAACCCAAAAGGACACUUUUAUCUAAAGAGAUUUAACUUUGGCCCAAGUAAAGACCUGACACACAAACAGUUACAUAGUCACACACAGGGUAGGGCACACACACACACACACACACACACACACAAACAUCUACACUGACCUCUUCAGAACACCUGAAACACCCACUAUUUACUAAUUCACUAAUUUAAAUUACCAUUAUAAAAUGUAUUAAAUUCAAAUGUUUUCAAUUCUGAAUGGGGUGUGAAAAAACUCUCAAAUAUUUUUUACUUAAAAAAAAAAAAAAAAUGUUUAGUACUUUUUUAAACCACACGCCAAGUGCCAUAUAGUCUGAUAGCUUUGUGUAAUGUUAAUCUCAUGUUGUGAUGUUGAUUUGUGGAAGAGGUAGUAUUCGUUGGUGACGUUUGAUGUUCUGUAUUCUGGGAAUCAGGAGUGCCGUCGCGUCAUCGGUUCGUGCCGAGCAGUGUGACUGAUAUUAUAACCCGCUUGAGGGUAGAGACUCCACCGCACAGCCUAGUGGCCAUACUCCACCACUGCACUGGCCCACCGUUUCCAAUUCCACAGUGCUGCUUUCCAAUUCACCGCAUUAAGGGCGUGUUAUCGCUCGGUGGCAACAGGCACGGCGCGCGACUUAACACGCUUCAAAUAAAGGACAUAUUUUUAGUAAACAAAA
This is a messenger RNA of Alosa alosa (allis shad), 3281 nucleotides long. It is a transcript of the gene she, whose product is annotated as Src homology 2 domain containing E. The record is from RefSeq and is a predicted model, not a curated record. Gene Ontology annotation, molecular function: phosphotyrosine residue binding. Bases 551 to 1885 code for a protein of 444 amino acids. The transcript is spliced from 6 exons. NCBI's taxonomy places the organism in Eukaryota, Metazoa, Chordata, Actinopteri, Clupeiformes, Clupeidae.